UUACUUAUCACCUCCAGCUUCAUCACCAAUCAUCUAAUAUGAUAUACGAAUUAUUUUCGAUACAACACAGUUCAAAGGAUCGUCGCGCUAAACAAACAGCACGCAGACAACAAAUACCGAUUUGUUAUUUGGUGAACUGACGGCAUAACUAAGUCUAUCACCUGCUAUUUGGCUGCGUUAGCGACGUUUUCGAAACAGUUCAAUGCCGACAAACCACUGAUUCGGUGUAAUGGAUAACGUGGAGACGGCCACGGCCAGCGUGCAGCAGGAAUGCCCUGUAGAAGCUCCUGACGCCCUGCAGAUUGCGACUCUAACACGCGAGAAAGAAAAUAUGCGCGUGGAGUUCGACACACAACGUGCUAAACUCAAAGAACUUUUUCUACAUAAGGAAGAGGAAUUGAAAAAUAUCAAAGCUGAGAAGGAUAAGGUUGCUUCAGAGUUGGAUGAUCUCAAGUCACAGCUUGUUGUGGCUGGGCUACAGCUUGAAACAAAUGUGGAGACUGAGAAGAGAAAGGCUGCUGAGGAAAUUGCUAGUUUACAACAAUUAAUUCAAGAAACUGUGGAGGAGUCUAGCACAUCAAGAAGUGAAGUGAGAAAACUGCAAUAUUUGAUUCAGCAACUUGAGGGACAGAUUCAUGAUUUGAAGCAGCACUCCCCACAUCACACAUCACAAGAAUCUGCACUAGCACCAGGUCUAGUUUUAAGUGCAGUAACGAAAAAGAUCGGAAAGAAACUCGGCGCGGAUUUCUUCACAUCUCAGGAUGAAGAUCACAAAGAAGAUCACGAACUUCUCAAGACACUCAUCGGUCCCCUGGAGGAAGAAAUCAAAGCCCUCAAGGAUAAACUGCGCGCAACGGAUGAGGAACUUCAACGUUCAAAGCAGGGCGAUGUUGUGGCGCCCACAGAGACACCCAACUGCGAUAUGUGCCGGAAUUACGAAGAUGAACUCGUUGGCGAACAGAAACGCGUCGCCGUUCUUGAAACGAAAGUACUCACAGCCGAGAAAUCCGCCGAGCGACACAAGGAAGACCUGUUAAAAGAGAUUGGCUUCCGUAAGGAUAUGGAAGAGAAGUGGAAUGAAAAGAAAGAAGAACACAAGAAACUCGUCGCUGAAUUAACAACGAGACUGGAAUGUGCCGAACAGGACUUGAAAGAAGCGCAGGAUACAUGCAAUCAGGCCGUGGAUGGCAUGCGUGCAUGGCUGGCACAACUCACCACUGAUCGUGAAAGUGUGCAGAAGGAGUUGGAGCGCCUACAAAAGGAAAACGAUCAUUUGGUAGGAAAAUACGCUGUGCAUUCGCAGGUGCUACAGAAUGAAUUCAUCGAUCUGCCGAAUUCCGUCGAGGAGUUACAGGAAGCCAUGCUGAAACUCCAACAGGAUUUAAUCAUUGCCAAGAUCGGCAAGGAAGCCGCCGAGGAGGAAAAGGACAAGCUACGUGGUGAGAUUAUUCUCCUACGGGAUCAGAUCGCGAGUGAUCAGCAAUCCGCCAAGGAACUGGAGACUAGUUUGGUCACAGAAAUGGAACAGAUGAAAAGCUACAAAGACCAAUUAAUAUCGGACCGAUCCAGUUACCUAGCAAAUUUAGAAAAAUACAAAGCACGCGAAAAGGACGCACUCGCUAAACUUCACGAAAAGAACGAGAUGUACAACAAUGUCUUAGAAGCGAAGGAAAUCUUCGAGUCAAAGAACCAGGAACUGCGGUCUCGUGUGGCAUCAUUGCAGCAUGAGCUGGAUACCAGCGAGACAGUCCAGAAGGACUUCGUGCGAUUGUCGCAGAACCUGCAAGUGCAAUUAGAGAAAAUCCGCGCGGCGGAUACGCAGGUACGAUGGCAACACGACGAAGACGUCGACGAAUGCCCGGCGUGUCGUGGCAUGUUCCUCGCGAAUAAACGCCGCGAGCACUGCCGCCACUGCGGUCAAAUCUUCUGCGGUGCAUGUCUCACGCAUGUUGUACGCUCCGGGCCCAAUCAGCGCCCUUCGAAAGUGUGCGACGUGUGCCACACGCUGCUAGUCAAGUCCUCAGCGCCGUAUUUCAGCACCGAAGCGCCGCACUCGCCUGGGUAAGCUUAAUAAUUCACAAAUUUCAAAUCAAAACAAAGCGAAAUGCGAUUCUUGGAGAGAUGAAUUUAUCUAUCACGCGUUGAAGUCAAUGUUUUACUAUUCCAACUACACACAAAAUGAAAAUUAAACAAUUACAAAUA
This is a messenger RNA of Dalotia coriaria, 2202 nucleotides long. RefSeq names its product Rab GTPase-binding effector protein rabaptin-5 (gene Rbpn-5). Lineage: Eukaryota; Metazoa; Arthropoda; Insecta; Coleoptera; Staphylinidae. Gene Ontology annotation, biological process: endocytosis. Gene Ontology annotation, cellular component: intracellular membrane-bounded organelle. The record is from RefSeq and is a predicted model, not a curated record. The coding region runs from base 230 to 2065 and encodes 611 amino acids. Gene Ontology annotation, molecular function: metal ion binding; GTPase activator activity. The transcript has 5 exons.